This is a messenger RNA of Silurus meridionalis, 552 nucleotides long. RefSeq names its product protein myomixer-like. The coding region runs from base 211 to 438 and encodes 75 amino acids. NCBI's taxonomy places the organism in Eukaryota, Metazoa, Chordata, Actinopteri, Siluriformes, Siluridae. The transcript has a single exon. The record is from RefSeq and is a predicted model, not a curated record.
AAGAAGUCCUGCAUCCGUUUCUUUACUUUCAUUUGUAUUUUCCUUUCAUUUAACGAACGUUUUUUCUCAACACCGUUAAAGGACAGAUGAGAGGAGCAACCUGACUUUAUCUCAAACUCUCGUGCGUCUGUCCGUGGCUCAUCAGGAGCUCAGAGUCUCUCUCUCUCUCUCUCUCUCUCUCUCUCAAUCUCUCUCAAUCUCUCUCUCAGCAUGCCCGCUGUGUUCCUCUUGAUCCGCUCAGCGCUCCUCCGGCUCUUCGGAAGCCGCCUCGCCGGUGCAGCAGCUCGCGCGCUCAGGAGAAGCUUCUCUGCGGCUGCUGCUCACCUCACCGCCGCGCUGCGUCUCGUCUGGGAGCGUUUGAGCUCGCAGGAGUCCAAGGAGGCCAUUGUGGGCUGCGUGCUCUGCAUUCUUAACAUGCACAAAAAAGUGGACAAUUGACCCAUUCCUCUUUCCUUUUCUCAAUAAUUACACUGAUUGUUUGUUUUUAUUUAUUUAUGUGUAUUUUUUCUGGAUUUAAUUCACUACAGACAUCUUUAGCAUUUGACUAGUAAA